AUGAUUGUGCAGAUUUACAAGAAGAACGAACGAGGUGAAACGGCAUUGCAUGUUGCUGCGCGUCGUGGUGAAUAUAAACAAUGUAAGAAAUUAUUACAAGAUGGUGCAAUGAUAAAUGCUAAAGAUUAUGCUGGUUGGACACCGUUGCAUGAGGCUUGUUCUCGUGCAAAUUUUAAGGUUGCAAAACUUCUGAUAAGCUCGGGAGCUGAUGUGAACGCAUUAUCCGACAGUGCUGAUACUCCAUUGCAUGACGCUGCUUCGAGCGGCUCAGAUAAGCUUGUUUGGUUAUUGCUGCGUUCAGGUGCCUGUCGCAAUUGCUUAAACAAUUCUGGUAAACGCCCAGUUGAUUUAUGUUCGGUGCAGUGUGUUGCGAUUCGCUCUUUACUCGAAUCUUCAGUGAUUCCUGAAUCAUAUUCGGCGACGGAGGACUCGAUUCAGCUAAGUCCUCGUUCGCAAAUCUCUGUAAUGUAUAAUGUUGAUUUGCCGCAUCUGCCUGAAGCACAGCAUUGUUCGAUAGCCUCUUGCUCAAGGGAUAUUGAAUCGUCGAAUUAUUCAGAAGCUCGCUCUUUAGCAGUCCCUGCGAACGACGAAGUUCAUUCUUUCUCAAGUGUAGAAAUAAGCCCAAUUAAAGCUUCUGACAAGACAGUCUCUAUGGAUGAGAAUUCCAGUCCUUCCAUGAGUUCUGCAGUAGAUUCAAGUUCAAUCGCAUCAUCAGCUGCUAUCUUUAAAAAGGAAGUAGAGCCAUCAAAAAGUGAUAAUGGUGGAGCAGAUUUGACCAAAUCGGAAUCUGGCGUUAUGGUUAACAAUGAAACUUUGAUUACGGCAGCAGAUCAAGCAAAAUGUAGUGGUGAAGCAGCAUUGUCUGAAAAUGAUUUUGCACUUGAUUUUGAUGAUUUGUCGUUGGAUUUACCAUUUUCGAAUCGUGAUACUUUUGAUGCAGAAACAAGGCGAAUAGGACGUCCCAGAGGUUUCCUUCGUCGCGAUCAUUAUUCGGCCCAACAGAAGCAUCAAAAGUCGGCUGUUGGUGCUGGCGAGAAACGAAAACCAAGAGGAAGACGGCGUGGUCGUGGUGGAAAUGUGCAAACUUCAGGUGUUAAUUUUUCAUCAACUUACCAACCAAAUGUUGAAGAUGUUUAUGAAUUUCGGAGCAGUCCGGAAUCUGAUAUAAAUUUAAAUAAGAUAAAUACCGAUAUGGAUCAGGAAAUGGCUGAUUCACCUUCUUUACCAAAACGCCGAUGUGUUGGUCUUCCAGAUAAUGAAACUUCCCAACAACAAAAAGAAGAAGAUAGCACGAAUUUAGACAGUGAAUUUGGUAAAAAUGAAGGGUGCGUUUCAAAUGAACAAAUUGAUGGGAAAAAUGAAUCACCGACGGGACGCAAAGUGCCUCCUCUCAGAAUAUCAUUGCCGCGAACUCCGAGUGAAGACAGUCAAGCUGCUACGCUCACUGAUGAAGGGCCUUCAUCAGUUGCUGGAUCUGGACGAAGAAAUGGGCGAAUAAAUAAAGGGCAAAUCAAAAAAUAUAAUAAUGAAGAACUUGUUGGAAAAGAUACUGAAGGGAUACAAAGAAUCACCAGGAGCAAAUUUCGGCAAAAGAGUCGACAGGUACGUGAAAUGUAUGGUUCAUAUGAAGAUGUUAGCAAACGUAAAAAUAUUUCAUGGCGGAAAUUGCAGCCACCUACUCCUAAUAUUGAUGAUAAUUCAACAAAUGAUGACCCAGUAACCAUUGGUCAGUCAGAGAUAAAUGAUAUGAAUGAAGCUGAAAUGGAGGGACAAACUGAAGCAACUAGUACAGAUGAAUCAGUCACAGUUCCAUUAAUUUUGAUGCAAAAAAAUGCAUAUGAUGGAUAUCGUAGUCUUCGAUCAUUGAUUGAGCAGCGAUGGAUUGACGCAAUGUCGGUACCUAGUGCGUCACCCGAACUGCCAAAGAAUUAUGAUAAAUACAUGAUAGCACAAAGUAAUAUUGAAGAAGCGGUUGUGCAGGGGGCACCAAAUUCGGAGGAAAAUGAAAUUAUCAACAGAUUAACUGGGAAAUUACGCGAUCUCCGUUCUGCUCAGCUCGUUGCCCGUCAAGAUUUGGAAGAAUAUCAUAAGGUUGAAAGAGAAAGGUUACAAAUGCAAGCUGAAGGAGAAAUUAUAAAAAUGCGAACACGUAGAGCAAAUAUUGGUCACGAACCACUUACUGUAGUUCAAAUGUUAUGUGAAAGUUCAAUUUAUAAUCCUUGGUACCUUGAUACGAAACGAGAACCUCCAGCGAUUCUUGAAGAUUCAGCUGUACAAGAAAAAUUUCAAAAAUUGGCUGAUUUAAUGCAAAAACGUCAACGAAUGGAAUCAAUGGCUCUUCAUUCUGAACAACUUCACGCUUGGAAUGCAGCGAUUGAUCGUCAUGGCGAUUCAUCGCAUAUAUCUCUAAAGAACAACAUUCCUCAAGUGGAAUUCAUUAAUUAA
Messenger RNA from Dracunculus medinensis (Guinea worm), 2445 nucleotides. Lineage: Eukaryota; Metazoa; Nematoda; Chromadorea; Rhabditida; Dracunculidae. The record is from the annotation of a GenBank genome assembly.